Molecule: messenger RNA, 4757 nt
Organism: Scylla paramamosain (green mud crab)
Lineage: Eukaryota; Metazoa; Arthropoda; Malacostraca; Decapoda; Portunidae
Product: alanine racemase-like
Exons: 8
Coding region: 290-1540 (416 amino acids)
Cellular component (GO): cytosol
Molecular function (GO): alanine racemase activity; pyridoxal phosphate binding
Source: RefSeq, a predicted model, not a curated record
GCAAGAUAGAGGUGGGUGUCGCGAGCAUACUGUGCGCCCAGUGCUAGCUUGCUCUUAACAAACCUUGCGUUCUUCCUAUUCCGCGGCCAGCAGGACUCAAGCAGUGACAUAUUUAAAGGAAAAAUACUAUUACAAUUCUGUUUUAUGUUACUAGAGCGUGGAGAAACCAGUUUGUGUGUGAAUCGGGUCAUGCAAUAAAGUGUCUGGGCAUAAACCACGUUCAUUGCUGUUAACGAAGACUCUUGAUAAAAUUCCUCGACUUUUCCGCCUCUGAUUAAAGUGUUGAGCGAUGACUGGCGGCGUGUGCAUCAUGGAGGAGGCGCAGCAGAAGGCAGUCCCUCCCUCUGUCCUCGCUAGCCAGGCCCUCCAGCAGCUGCGCCAGCCCUCCUGCAUCCUUGUCAACCUGGACGCAGUGAGGCACAACGUACGGGUGCUCAAGGGGCUUGCGGGAUCCAACACAGGUAUCAUGGGUGUUGUGAAGGGCAGUGCGUACGGCUCAGGCCUGCUGCCGGUGGUGGAGGUGCUGCUGGAGGAGGGCGUACAGGAACUGUCUGUGGCCACUGUGGGGGAGGGAAUCCAUCUCCGCCGGCAAAAUGUCCAGGUUCCCAUCACUGUCCUUGGUAACCUGCUGCAAUUUGAGGUGGAAGAUGUGUUGAAACACAACCUCAUCCCAACCAUCAGCUGGGCUUCUCCUCUCACUGCUGAGCCCACUGAUAGCCUCAAGUACCCAGAUGGGUCUCGCCUGCGUGUGGCCAUCAACAUAGACACAGGCAUGUCCAGGUAUGGUGUGCAGCCUCAGGACCUGCCAGCACUUGUCACCACGCUGGAUAACCUCAAUGUCACCAUUGCCUCCAUGUACACACACUUCCAGGCAGCCAUCAAUGAGCCAGAGAAGAAUAAAAAGCAACUGGAUAUGUUCCUGGAGGCAACUGAACCAUACAAGCUGCGACCUCUGACCCGACACGUGGCGGCCACCACAGGCUGUGUUCAGGGCAUUGGCACUAACCUGGACUUCAUUCGGCCAGGAGGAGCAAUCACUGGCCUCAGCUCAGGCAGCGAUGAGGAGAGUGCUGGCUUGUUUGCCAAGUGUGGCUUCCGUCCUGCUCUGUCAGUGGUGGCACGACCAACAUUCUUCAAGCAGCUGCCUCCAGGCCGGGGCAUUGGGUAUGACGCCACCUACCAGACCACCACCGAUGAGUGGAUCGCCAACCUUACCACAGGAUGGUCGGAUGGAUUCAGCCGCCGCCUCAGCAACACUGGUGCCGUCAAGAGGGUCAAGACAGGUGAAUUGUGUCCCAUUGUGGGCCGAGUGUCCAUGGACUCCAUCACUAUCCGCCUCCCAGAAGCUCCUGCUGAGGACGACGUGUUUCAGGUCAUAUCAGACGACUUUGAUGAGAACACCUCAGCUGUGGGUCUGGCAAGGAUCCUUGAGGCAGCUGUGUAUGAAAUGCCAGGGAACUGGUCCACCCGGCUGUCCAGAGUGUAUAUCAAGAAUGGCAGCAUAGCCAAGGUGUACCACUCCCUGGACUAUACCUGCUAAUGGAGCUGUGACCAACUCACUCUGCUCGCCUUUCAUGUACAGCCACUUAUAACCUGUACAUGAGUUACUUUAAUACAGCCAGAUUUAUUGCAAAAUUAAAUUAUUUUGUUACUCAAUAUUGAAUUAUAUUGUCGAAUAUAUAUAUAUAUAUAUAUAUAUAUAUAUAUAUAUAUAUAUAUAUAUAUAUAUAUAUAUAUAUAUAUAUAUAUAUAUAUAUAUAUAUAUAUAUGCUUCACUUAUUUGUGAAGAAAUGUUAUGCCAUUGCUUGUAUAUAUAUGAUAAGAAUAGAGAAAGUAGCACACAUUGCUAUCAGUGAUAUAUAUAUUGCUUUUACAUUUAUAAGAAAUUACUCCUACAUAAUUAUAGUAUAAGUAAUGUUCCAGGCUAGGCCUCUCCACAUUACAUUAUUUAGCAAAAGCAUAAUAUAUACAUAACUACCUGAACACUAUAUUAUUUUGAAACAUUGAAUUUCAAUGGACUAUCCAAUACAGUUUAUACUGUUGACCAUACAGCAAUAUUUUGAUGACUGCGUCCCAUUUGAUUAUAUCCACAUUUUAUUCCUUCAUGGGCUAUUGUGAAGGAGUGAAGAGUUGGUGUUCAGUGACAAGUCUCCAGGUGUUGCUUGCUCUUCCUAAGAAGUUAUAAUCCUUCCAUGUUUCUUUAAUUCACCCUUUAUACUCAGUUUUCAGCUUUCUCAUCCUUCAUACCUAUGUUUCAUAUAUUUAACUUAAUUGUAGUAAUCAGGAGCACAAAAUCCUUAUUAAAAUUAUCUUAGGAUCUGAUGACUGUUAUGGUUCUUACAUUUGAGGCACUGUCUCUGUUUGAAGUCGGGGGAUCCAUCCUGACCAGUUAAGGUCUCUUGUACCUAGAGAUUUAUGUAGCAUUUAGAUUAGUUUCUGUUUCAAUGGAGUAUCUAAAGGGAGGCACAACACAGUAUGAUACACACAUAUACAUUAUUUCCCAGUAUUGCAUCAUUGCCAGGUUACUGCAGCAGCUGUCACUUCUGCUAAAUACGCAUGGUUACAGUUACAGUACGAGUCCUAUGUGGACAGCCCUGCUCCACCCAUGACAGGCCACUAAAAGCAAGAUCAGCACAAGUGUUUAUAAUGAAUCAAUUCUUGAAUCCAAAUGAGGACACCAGUGAUGUAUUUCAGUAGAUAUUUUUUUUCCAGAACAGAUUUCUAUGAUAAUCUGUAUCAUUACUCUACUCAAUAUUCUUAAGGGACUGUAAUGGUGUUGGUGAACAGUAACAUCAAUAAAGCAUAAGGUUUUUGGUGUAUGCAUGUAUUCCAUUAUAAUUACUAUUUAUUUAUUAACUUUUGGGGAAAGUUUAUGGGUGUUUUCCUUUCUGUAUUUAAAUUUCUUAUACAAGAGAAACAACCUUUAUAUCACCUAAACAGGGUACAGACUUCAUUUAGCUAUGCAAACAAGACCAAGCCUUCAGUAUUAAGAGUAAAAAUCACACUUCUUACAUUAUGGUGACAUUGCUCAGGUAAAGCUGCAAGAAUUUAUCCGAGCUUUGUGAUUGCAGUGCAGUAUUCAUAGUGGUGCUUGUAUUUAAGCAUGCAAUUGUCAUCAUUCUGUAUUACAACCAGGGAGUUCAUAAUAAACAAUUAACUAUGAUCUUAGAUGUUCCUUUCCUAUCUAUUAUAUAUAUAUAUAUAUAUAUAUAUAUAUAUAUAUAUAUAUAUAUAUAUAUAUAUAUAUAUAUAUAUAUAUAUAUAUAUAUAUAUAUACCAGGCUGGCAGUCCCACAUGGUGGCCCAAACAGAGCAACACACACACACAGUCAUUCAUGAUCUUAGAUGUUCCUUUCCCAUCUAGUAUAUCUAUCUAUCUAUCUAUCUAUCUAUCUAUCUAUCUAUCUAUAUAUAUAUAUAUAUAUAUAUAUAUAUAUAUAUAUAUAUAUAUAUAUAUAUAUAUAUAUAUAUAUAUAUACCAGGCUGAUAGUUCCACAUGAGGUGGCCCAAACAAAGCACCACACACACACACACACAAUCAUUCACACUCUUAGCCCUGUUGACUGCUGGUGGAAAGGACUAUCCUACUAUACCUGGGGACUUCAGGCAUGGUAUAACACAGCUGGCCACAUAUUUCCACAACCAAUCUCUGUAAACACUAAGAAUACUGUAUUUAGGAUGGAGUAAAGUCUAGUAUAUUGAGUGUGUUUAAUUCUUAUCUGCAGGAGAUUAGCAUCAAAAUACAUCUGCUGGUGCAUUACAAAAUAGCAUAAUAACACAAAAAUAAACUAAUGAACACAAAUAAAUAAAUAAAUAAAUAAAUAAAAAUUUAUCAAUAAAAUUAAUUACUGUUUUCUUAAGUUUGCACAAAUUACACUGAAUAUGAAUGUAUGUAAAUGCUUCUAAAUGCUUCUCUCUGCACUGGUCCAUCAUGCCGCUGCUUGGUGCACACUCAAGUGCUGUGCUCAGCCAACAGCAUGUGACAAAACACCAACUCACUCUAACCUAACACUGGGAAAUUCAACCAUCUGCAGCAGCUACAAUGAAAGCUUCACUGACUGGGCUUGAAUUACACUUACAUAUUAUACAUAUGAAUAGUAUGUGCACCAGGGUCUUGUUAUAUACAUUAUGGAGGAAAUAACAAUGAAAAACCUAUCUUGACAUUAUUUAUAAAGGUUACACUUCAAGAUCUAGUUUGUAGUUCUAUAAAUGUUAAUUUCAGCAUUUUAAAAAUAAUAAUGUACUAAAGCAGAAUUAGAACAAAAUAAUAAUGUCAUAAUAAACUGAAAAGUUCUCCAUCACCAUCUGUUCUAAUGACUUCAUAUUUUAAAUAAACAGAAUCCUGUAAAUGUUCCAGCACUUUUCAAAAAUGACAAUAUACAAAAAGGGCUAGAGCACAGUUGUAAUGUUAUAUUAAACUGAAAACCUUCUCCCUCUCCACCUAUGCUGAUUUCAAACUGUUGAAGAACAAUAGAUCCUAACCUAACCAAAUUAUCAGCACUUAUAGCAGACUGAGGACAUCAACAAACCACAGUCCUUACAUAAGAGCAGUGAGGGCAAGGCAGUGUUACAUUCACUAGUAAAUCCUCAGCAAGCAAGUCCAUGUGAGUGAUGCAGUGAAGUGCUGAGAGAACUUAAGUCACGUUCAGGAUAAAUGGAGACACCGUACAUGAGUUUGCAUAUUCUGAUGUUGCAUAUAAUGGGACCCUGGCACGCACACACACACACACACACACACACACACACACACACACACAC